GCUUCGAUACAGGGGCAACGAACAGCGCACUAAUGCGUCUUCAAUAUCUGCUCGUAGUAGCGCUUGCUGUCAUCGCUAUGUGUGCCGAUGCCUCAUUGCCGAUUGUGAACCCCAACGUCCUUCUUGAUCGAAGUGACGUGGAAACCCGGAGAAUCCUGAGAGCCGAGAAGACGAUUGGUGGCGAAGAUAACGAAGAGCGGGGGGCAAUGUCGAACUUUGCUAAUAAGAUCGCGAAACUAUUCAAGUCGAAAAAGGUAUUACCGGUCGAGUCGAUGACGGUGGCGGUGGCGGGGGUGCCGGAGGAGCUGACGAUGCUUACCAAGGCGAUGCCCUCAGAGGCGAUGAACAAAAUCGACAAAUUGGUCAAAGGGAUCAACGGGAAAUCACUGGACGAUGUUUAUACGGCACAUGUGAUGGAGAAGUUGCCAGUAGGGAAAGCGUUCGCGCCCGAAGCGCUGCCCCUAUAUGUCAGAUAUAGUGAGGAAGCAGCCAAGAAGACAGACGACUUGUUUGGAGUUAAAACACUCGAGAGGGAGCUGGGACUAGAAAAACUGGUGAAGUAUAUCGAGCUUGGGCUGAAGAGCAAGGACGACCUCGCUUUUGCCACCGCCGAGCGGCUGCGCGUCGGUCUGGUCAGCAAAUUCUGGAAGGAGAAGAAGAUACCAACAGAUAUGGCUAUUUCGAUGAAGGGAGGCAACAGAGCAGUAGACAAGGUCAACAAGGAUUUAGUCAAGAAAUACCUUGUUCAGCACAACACAGCAUACACACCGGUCGCUGUUUAAUGGAGCCGACACAUUGCGUCAAGGUAUUCGACGAAACCUAAAGAACACAUGUUGACAUCUACUGAUAUAGCGUUAAUAAUGCUGAAGCGU
Molecule: messenger RNA, 872 nt
Organism: Phytophthora nicotianae INRA-310
Lineage: Eukaryota; Oomycota; Peronosporomycetes; Peronosporales; Peronosporaceae
Exons: 1
Coding region: 33-782 (249 amino acids)
Source: RefSeq, a predicted model, not a curated record